AUGGAUGUUGGAAUUACCGUACGAGUCUUUGGACCAUCAAAGAUUUUACAGUCAGACAACGGACGGGAGUUUGUUGCUCACGUAAUUUAUGAUUUGAAAACAACAUGGACGGAUUUGAUUAUUAUAAAUGGGCGUCCCCGACAUCCUCAGUCACAGGGCUUGGUUGAGCGUGAUAAUGCGGUCGUUCAGAAGCUUCUUGGUAAAUUUUUAGAUUCCAAUCAAACGGCAGACUGGCCUGAUGGACUAGAUCCGGUGAUGCUGGCUAUUAAUACCAGUAUCGCAAAAACUACGAAAAAGACACCAUUUGAGAUGGUAUUCGGUCAGCAACCUCGGUCUGACGAAGAUUUUUGGAAACGUAUCCAACAAAAAAUGAAAAAGAAUGAUGAUAAUAAUUCGGCUAUAUCUGAUAUUGAAAAAGGUAUUAUGUUAGAAGAAAAUUUGCCACUAGAUGUAGCAACAUUAUUUGAAGAAUUUAAUAAAACAGUCUCACAAUCGGAUACUGAUAAUGAUGACUUAUUGUACAAUCAUAAUAAAUCUGAUAAUGAAGAAGAUAAUGAUAAUAAUAAUUCAAUAAUAAAUUAUCCAAUUAAUGAUAGAAUACAAAAUUCACACCAAAAUGCAAUUGUUGAUGCUGAAGAGAACAUGAAUAACAAUGAUGACCCGAAUACAUGGUUAAAUUCAAUAAUAGACUCAUCCGAUAAGGACACAGUCAUUCAAUAUGACGAAGAUUCGAGCAGUUUUGAGCCAUCCACUAGUGCAAGCUCAAGUGCUAUCCGUGAUCUUAGUACUUGUAAUCCAGUAUACGAUCAUCAUCAUAAGAAACUCGAGAAGAAGGUGAAAAGUCUUAUCUCUGUAAUGCUCAGUCACCAUUACUGA
Molecule: messenger RNA, 876 nt
Organism: Didymodactylos carnosus
Lineage: Eukaryota; Metazoa; Rotifera; Eurotatoria; Philodinida; Philodinidae
Source: the annotation of a GenBank genome assembly